This is a messenger RNA of Rangifer tarandus platyrhynchus (Svalbard reindeer), 498 nucleotides long. NCBI's taxonomy places the organism in Eukaryota, Metazoa, Chordata, Mammalia, Artiodactyla, Cervidae. The record is from the annotation of a GenBank genome assembly.
AUGUUCCAGCUUCGCACCAGGCACCCCCCGCUCCCCUCGGCCGCUGCAGAUGGCCCCACGGGGAUGUCUGCGGGCCGGGCUGAGCCCUACUGGGGACCCAGGCAGCCCGCAGGCUGCUCUGAGCAACCAGUGCUGGGCCAGGUCCGGAAUGCCCAGUACCCAGCCUCUCGGGCCUGGUGUGGCUCUGGGCAAACUGCGUCCCCGUCCCACUCGGCCUGGUCUGGGGAUGAGAUGGCGCAGUCGGAGCAGGUGCAGUGCUUCCGUGGCGGCCUGGCUGCCCGUGACGACGUGGUUGGCCGGCACCCACUCACGUCCACAGGCGCCCGCGGCCCCGACACUGGCCCUCCAGCCCCCAGGCCCUCAAGUGGCUGGCUGGACCUCUGGCCACCUCAGAGGCUCUCCCAGGUCCCUCACCCCGAAAUCACCCCUUCUGGCCGAGCCCGCCUGUGCCCAAGACCAGCCACAGUCGUCGGGGCCCCGCUAACUACCUGGGAUUGA